This is a messenger RNA of Lichtheimia ornata, 2181 nucleotides long. RefSeq names its product proline-tRNA ligase. Gene Ontology annotation, molecular function: proline-tRNA ligase activity; aminoacyl-tRNA deacylase activity; ATP binding. Gene Ontology annotation, cellular component: aminoacyl-tRNA synthetase multienzyme complex; cytoplasm. Gene Ontology annotation, biological process: prolyl-tRNA aminoacylation. The record is from RefSeq and is a predicted model, not a curated record. The transcript is spliced from 7 exons. The coding region runs from base 1 to 2181 and encodes 726 amino acids. NCBI's taxonomy places the organism in Eukaryota, Fungi, Mucoromycota, Mucoromycetes, Mucorales, Lichtheimiaceae.
AUGUCGUCGUGUGCUGCUGUGUUGGAAUCGCUUUCCAAGUUAUCCAUUACGCCAAAGACAACUUCGCAUGAGGCUGCCGCUGACAACAAGACUUGGUCCUCUGCAUUGUCGGCUGCCAAUCCCGGCUUUGACUACCAGGUCACCAAGACUUUGAUUCUCAAGCCCAAGACUGCCAAAUCGGCUACUCCCACUCCAGUCGUCGCCAUUGCCCUUGACUCCACCGAGACCAACGUUACUGCUCUUGGCAAAAAGCUUGGUUUGAAAGAAUGCCGUUUCGCCAACGAGGAUUUCCUUCAGGGCACUUUUGCUGUAGCUAAGGAUGCUGUGUCUCCCUUUGUCUUGUCCAAUGUGGCUGACCUUUCUACUGUUCACUUGGUGGUGGAUGCCGCUAUUCUUGCAUUGCCUGGUUCCACUUUGAUUGCUUUCCGUCAAGGCGCAGCUGACAAGACUAUCUUCAUCACUGUGGAUGAUUUGAAGGCUUAUUUCAAGUCCAUUGGCAAGGAUGCUGUUGAGGUUGAUUUCAAGGAAUUGGCUGCUGCUGCUGCUGCUGCCAAACCCGCCAACAAGCCUGCCGGUAACAAGGCUGCUGCUGCUGCUCAAAAGCCUGCCAAGGAGGCUGCCGCUGCUGAGGAUGUCCAUCAAAUGGGUAUUGAGUUCAAGAAGGAUGUCGAUCUUCCAAAAUGGUAUCAACAGGUCUUGCUCAAGAGUGAAAUGUUGGAUUACUAUGAUGUGUCGGGCUGUUACAUUCUUCGUCCAUUGGCCUAUAAUGUUUGGAAGCAAAUCACCAACUUUUUCGAUGAUGCCAUUAACGAGAUGGGUGUUGAGGAUACCUAUUUCCCCAUGUUUGUCUCCAACCGUGCUUUGGAACGUGAAAAGGACCACAUUGAAGGUUUUGCUCCCGAGGUUGCUUGGGUCACCAAGGCUGGUCAAAGCGAUUUGGAAGAACCAAUUGCCAUUCGUCCCACCUCUGAGACUGUCAUGUACCCCUAUUUCUCAAAGUGGAUCCGCUCUCACCGUGAUCUUCCCUUCCGUAUCAACCAAUGGUGCUCGGUCGUUCGUUGGGAAUUCAAGAAUCCUCAACCUUUCCUUCGUACCCGUGAAUUCUUGUGGCAAGAAGGUCAUACCGCUCAUUUGACGCUUGAAGGUGCUGGCAAGGAAGUGCGUGAAAUUCUUGACUUGUAUGAACAAAUCUACAAUGAUUUGCUUGCAUUGCCUGUGGUCAAGGGUGUCAAGUCUGAAAAGGAAAAGUUUGCUGGUGGUUUGUACACUACGUCGGUGGAAGGUUUCAUUCCUGCUACGGGUCGUGGUAUUCAGGGCGGUACCUCGCAUUGCUUGGGUCAAAACUUUUCAAAGAUGUUCAACAUCACUGUGGAAGAUCCCAACGCUCCUGCCAAUGCAUCUGAAGAGGCCAAGAAGAUCCAUGUGUGGCAAAACUCUUGGGGUCUCUCGACUCGUACCAUUGGUGUCAUGGUGAUGGUUCACGGUGAUGAUAAGGGUCUUGUGAUGCCUCCUCGCGUGGCACUUAUUCAAUCUGUUGUUAUCCCUUGUGGUUUGACCGUCAAGUCGACUCAAGAGGAUACUGACAAGAUUCACAAUGCAUGCAAGGAUGUUGCUGCUCGUCUCAAGAAGGCUGGUGUAAAGUCAAAGGCCGACAUGCGUGACAAUUAUACCCCUGGCUUCAAGUUUAACCACUGGGAGUUGCGUGGUGUUCCCCUUCGUCUUGAGGUGGGUCCAAAGGAUCUCAGCAAGAAUCAGGUCACUGCCGUUCGUCGUGACAAUGGCGCCAAGUUUGCUAUCCCUCUUGACAACCUUGAAAAGGGUGUCCAAGAAGCUCUCGACACCAUCCAAAAUGACAUGUACCAACGUGCCAAGAAGCAGCUCGAUGACGCUAUUACCCGUGUUGACAAGUGGGAAGACUUUGUCCCUACCCUUAACGCCAAAAAGUUGUGCUUGAUCCCAUGGUGUGAUCGUGAAGAUUGCGAGGAAGAAAUCAAGGAUAAGUCCGCUCGAGUUGCUAUGGAAGGUGAAGAAGAGGACGAACGUGCUCCUUCCAUGGGUGCCAAAUCCCUUUGCAAGCCCUAUGCUCAACCCACUGAAAACCCCAUCAUCCCUGGUGAAACCAAGUGUGUUGGUUGUGGUCAAGAUGCCAAGCACUUUAUGCUCUUUGGCAGAAGCUACUAA